Molecule: messenger RNA, 567 nt
Organism: Sphaeramia orbicularis (orbiculate cardinalfish)
Lineage: Eukaryota; Metazoa; Chordata; Actinopteri; Kurtiformes; Apogonidae
Gene: ndufa1
Product: NADH:ubiquinone oxidoreductase subunit A1
Exons: 3
Coding region: 137-349 (70 amino acids)
Cellular component (GO): respiratory chain complex I
Source: RefSeq, a predicted model, not a curated record
UAUAGCGGAACAUAGGUCGUCGGGACGGUCGACAUUUUGUUAGCGUCUUAGCAAAAUAAACUGUCGAGGGCAUUCUCAGGGCAACUUGAUUGCCAUCAGUUGCUUUUUGCUGCCUGACAGUUAAAACGAUUAAAUCAUGUGGUAUGAAAUAUUGCCCGGCUUUGCCGUCAUGACCGUUUGUAUGAUGAUUCCUGGCAUCGCUACGGCUCAGAUCCAUAAGUUCACCAACGCAAGGAAGGAAAAGAGGGUCGCACGGUUUCCCUGGCAGUGGUAUCUGAUGGAGAGGGACAAGCGAGUGUCCGGAACAGGACAGCACAUCGAACCCAAGGGACUUGAGAACAUCAACUGAACUCGAAGACCUUCACAGACCUCCAAUGUGUUUUGUUGUUGUACAUUAAAAACUAAAGUUCUAUUUAAUUCUGCUGUUUGUUAAUUUUUUUUUUACCACAUCUUCUAAACUAGCGGUUGCUGUCAUCAGAAACACCUUUGAUAGUUUAAAUCUUUUGUUCACGUGUUCCAGAAACAAAAGAUAAUGGUGAAAAUUAAAUAAAUGCUUUAUACCAGUGA